AUGUUAAAAGCGAUCAACAACAGCGAUCAGUCAAGCCCACCAUCACUAAAUUUGAUGUCUAAUGCUCCUAAUCGAGGAGUAGCUAAUGCAAAAUCAGCUCCUCCUGAAGGCCACAGAUUGACUACCAUCGGUAUCCAUUAUAAAGCACCCACAGAAAUAAUAGACUUUACUUUAUCCACUAGCUACAUCUUUGUGGCAACUAAGAAUACAACAAUUCUUUUAUCUGCAGCCAACUCUGUUCUAAUUUCGCGACAAUCAUUUAAGUUCAACGUUUUACGCGUGGGAGCAGCAUGGAAUGAUACAUGUCUUUAUGUAAUAACAGAAGACGGAAUCUUAUAUAUUCUGCAGUCGUUUGGCAAAUCGUACAGUACUCCGUCUGUUAGAGCCGUUGACUUAGUUCAUUCUUUGGAUGCAGGCCGUUGCAUUGAUCUGGCAAUUGAUAACAGAACAAAUAUGUAUGCUCCGGUUAUGCAGCUAAAUCGAACAAUAUCAGAUGUACACAUGGAGAUCGAUCCCACUAACCACCAGAGCUUUAUGCUCUCCUUUCACGUUGACUUUAAUGCAGACUUGCGGAUACCCUCUUUCAAUGCGCUCCUUUAUUGCAGUAACUUUUCUCAGAUCACCCCCUAUUACCUACGGAACCGUAUCACAGCAAUGUGUUUUGGAAACCUUGGGCUUUCUUUCAUAGGAGACAUAACUGGACGUGUGUACAUAUUAAUGACGUCGGAAUCUCUUAGGCAACGGGUCCAGAAUCAACCUGUCCCAGCUUCCGAUGUGUCACCUGUUGGUGUAUCAAGCCUUGCCAACUUCAUUUUCUUCGAGCGUGUUUAUCCGGAGCACAUCAAGCAAAUACACAUCCUUUCUCCGGUUACUCUCUUUCUGGGGUAUAUUGACGGAAUGAUGCUUACAAUAAAUAUUAAAACAAAAGCGGUAAUGAAGCACGACAUUGCUUGUACAAAUACCUACCAAUCUGGUCGGCUAAAAACAAAAAUAACAGGAAAACCGGGGAUCAAGGCUCGUGUUCUGUUAGGCAGCGACCCACUGUUAGGGAAAUUCUGCAUAAGUAAGCAUACUGAGGCACAAAAAAGAGCACUGCGUGAUGAUCAAUCUACCGAAAACAUUAGUCCUUUGACCGCAUUGAAUGCUGAGUCACAUCAGCCUCCUAUGCGUGACUUUUUGACAGAGUACAUUGAACUAAAAGAGAGACUUGCCAAAGAACAGGCUGAGGGCGUGAUGCAGGAACUUCUAGACACUUUCGUGGAGGAGUGGGAGUGUGGGUCUGCACAUCGUCAAUCUGGACUUUCUGGAGAUGAAAUCUACACUCCAAAGCAAUCCACAACACUAAAGCUUCCUCGCCCUAGUGUUAUUCUAACUAAGGGCUUCGAAUCGUCACAAAUUGCAUCUAUUGAUGACUAUCUCGUUCUCUUCACGUGCUUUAAAGGCUACCUUGUUGCGUUUAAUCUCACCGCCUAUGACAACGCCAUCUCUAGGCCGGUGUAUCUAGAGAACAUGACCACCUCAGGCCUGUACAAGUGUAGUGCCUCUGAGAAACCUAAGAAAAAUAUGCAGUUACGCAUACACAAUGGCAGGUUAUUAGUGUCCAUGGCUAACACUAUUCAUACAAUAAGCCUCCCGCAAUUCCUACUGCCGUUAAUUAGCUAUAUACCGCGCUUUGGGAACUAUCGGUUUUACUCCCAGGGGGAGCGCGAUAUCCUCGGUAAUAGUGAAGAGGAUUAUCCAUACGACGUUAGGGUGAUUUUCGAGUCGGCAGAUCUUGCUCAACAGUCAUUAUUUAUGAAAGGUUGUAAGGAGUUAGGCUCUAACUUAGCUCCGGCCUUUGACUCCAUGAUCGAUCUGUCGGUGAAGACAGCUAUCUCUGCCUCUGCUGCCGACCAAUUUAUGGACUCUCAUCUGUAUCAAACGGGUGGAACACCUAUCAGUAGAAGUGGUAGCACGGGGCAGGGAGCAGGGGCAUUAAGCAAGAGUGAUCCCCGUUCGCCUGUACAAUUACUAAAACAGCUAAGAGAAAAAAGGAUGAAAAGCAGUCCCGGUGGACGUUCCUUUACACCGAAGACAAACGAGGAAGAGCCACGGUUUAGAACAGUUCUCUCAGACAGAGUUGCUCUUGCAGAUGCUCAUUUGCGAAUGGCAAGAGAGACCCUUAUCAGAGAGAAGAUGCUCGACCAGAUCAUGAGGCGCUUUGAGUAUGGACAAGAUGACCCGGAUAAUUAUCGUCAGCUAUCCCCACGACAAGGCAACUACGACCGCUAUAAACGAAUUUCAUGCAAUGAAAUAGAUAGAUAUGAUCAUACUCGGUUUUUUCCUGUCACGAAUAUCUCAGGUGAGGUAAUAAUGGGUCGUCAUCGGCGCGUUCAUUCCCUUAAUUUCGAGCAAGACUAUCGUAAAGUAAUAGACGAUAAGAUGAGGCAAUCAGGAGACGGUCUUUUGCAUAGCACUGUUGGAGGUAGGCUUCGAGAACGAUCGCGGGAUAAGAAAAUUGGGUCAGGCAAGGGCGAGUGUUCUGAUACUAACCUUGCGCUUAGUGACCUGUUAACUGAUGCAUCGGAGGUCCUAUCUCAAAGUUCCUCUACACUGGCCUCAAUAAGUGGCGGAUCUUUUCGAACGUCUCCCAAAUGUCGAGAGAAUGGUGAAUCUUCCUCCAUAUCCAGUGAUAUUUCUCAGGACAAAAGUGGUGGUGCCUUCUACCAUGAUUCUCAGCAUAUUACGGUAUAUGAUAAUAGUAUGCGGCCUGUAGUAGACCUGAGUGGACAAUCUCCCACUAGUAGUGUUGGCCAUGAAAAAAACAAUCAUCUACUAAAUGAUCCAGAGCCACAACUAUCUGGUUAUGCUGCAACUAAAAAUAUUGAACAAUCUAUCUCUAAUGUAAUCAGUUGUGCCAUGUCACUCCCUGAAGCAGCUGAUCGUGUUGAUCGAUGUGCACUUAACCAGCAUUCUCCGCAGAUUGUAGCCCCUCCAUCGUCCUCAGAUGCUACUAACCUCGAGGAGAGAAAGAUUGAUAGCAUUGUAUCGUUUAUUCUCAGCACGCAUAAGCAUACUGAAGAGUCGUGCUCUGAGUUGCCAGUUUUGAAGCCUCACAAAUCUCAUUCUCAAGGAAACAGCACAAGCAUACCAGCUGCUUUACCAUGUAAUCGCACUCCUCAAAUGAACGAUUCUCUAGAGUCUGAUCAAAGAGCUUGGCCUCGUGUUGAGCGUGUGUCAGAGUUAUAUUCUAUAUCCAAGCUGCUGUCACGCAAUAGAAAGUAUGCUUCUAUGGCGUCUGCAAUGGUUCAUAUUCUAAAGCUUCCCCGGCGAGAUGAAACAGAUGAUAAGAUUAAGAUGCUCCUGCAUAUUCAUAGAAGGCAAAAUGUGUUUAGCUUCUUGGCGCGGACAGGUCUUUUUACAGACAGCGAACGCGCUAUUUUAAUAGAGACCCUUGACGACGCUAGGUUCUACUAUCAACAGCUGGGUGUUCCUGCGAUAGAUAUCAACCAGAUAAAGCCGAGCACAAUAGAAGGCGUAUCACAGUGGAGAGGCUACUUAGAUUCCCACAAUAUUUUGCCGCACAAACUCACAGACUUAAAGCCAGAUAUGUAUUUUAAGCAUCCAGGAAGAAACAUGACUAGCGCAAUGUCCACUCGAUGGAUUCCCAAAGCCCAUAAAUCAGAUAAAGAGCCCUCUUUAGGGGCAUCAGAACUGCGGAGACAGGAAAGGGAAGAUCUGGUUAGCUGCCCAUUGCAGCCAGCAAAAGAGCUGAGUAGCCUACAAGUAUAUUCGCUGCAAACUUCUUCUUCCACACCAGGCAUUACUUCACUAAGAAAGAGCUUAUCGUUAUCGACUGGAGCCAUGACUACUAUGACUGCACCCCCGUCAAGUGCUCCUCACUCGCUUUCACUAGUAAGAACAUCUAACGUAUCGUCUUCCAAAUCGAAAGAUUUCAUAUACCCUUCUAAGAGCGGCUCUAGCCCGGUUGCUAGGGAGGCCUCUUUUCCUACACUUGCAGGCCCUUCCGAAGGUCUGCCCGCUGAUAUAUCUGUUGUAGCAUACUCUGAAAGUAACACUUCUCACUUAGAAGAAAAGCACACUAGCGCUUGUACAGCUCAGCAAGGGGGUCUGAGCAAUGCUCCUCUGUCAGGCACUACACAACCUAAUAUUUUGGCUGACUUUCGUAGAGAAUCACGGCCAACGAAUAGUCGCGAUGGUAGCAUGGAUUCAUCUACCUCUGCAGACGAUAACAACGAGCGUAGCAACUCAUCCACGGCCAUGGUUCAUAAUGAGCAUCGUAUUUUUAGAUCAUCCCCAAAGAGCUCACAGUUAUUUAGUAGUCACUUUCGGAAGGAAACAUUGAAAGCAUCCAAGUCUGAUCCACAAACUCUUAGGCCGAAACUGCGCCCUCCCGAUAUUUUGUAUCCCAUUGCAUCCUCUGAUCAAAUGGAGGAGCAUAAGGCACUAUCUGCAUCCACCAGCUCUGCUCUACAACCACUGCCACGGGCUGUUCACCAGAAGCCUAUGCGGCCAUCCUCUCUCCCUUCUUCCCGCUUUACUCGGCGCAUAAGUUCUAUGGAGACGUUGUUACCACGUGAAACCCAUCAUGCAUGGCUAAAAUCUAGAGCACAGACAAGGAACACAGUUCGUGUAACCGUCUUCACUGGCAUUCCGAAGUACUAUGAUAUGAGAACACGCAUUGAGUAUGCACACAAGCACCAUUUCAACAUGCUACAACAGAGGGAUCUUACCGAUUCAGUAGAGCCUGUUGGAAGCUUAGUUUAUAAGGUUUCUCGUCCGUUAUCUGUACAAGGGCCCAGAUGCACUGAUGCUGGCAGUGUUCUAACGCCUCUAUUUGCUCCCCAGGCUCCUUUUGAAGGAGAAAGACACGGAUCUAACCUCCUCACCGAUGACGGGUCAUUCAUAUCUACAACUCAAUCGGAAAGAGCGGAUGUCAUCCAUAGGCCUAGGUGGUCUGCCAGUGAAACCUCUAGAAAACUAACUAGCGUACCUAAUGAUGCAAGCGUCUUGUCUGCGAUUGAAUUCUAUCCAUUGUCCCGACCUGACACGAGUGAUGUAAGGAGCGGCCCUACACUCAUUGAUUUAAACCAGCAAUUAACCCACGUUCUGGACGCCCUUUCUGUGCAUAUGUAUGGAGAGAAAGAGAAGCGCUUCCUUACCCGUUAUACUGAGAGUAUAACUGGUGCACUAAUUCAACAAGUGCGGCGUAAUAACGCUCAAAGUAAGCCUUUUUCGCCAACUGCCCUGGAGGAUCGGGGGGCUAAUUCCUUAGACCGCAGACCCAGCGCUGGCACUCCCAUGCACCAAGGUGUGUUAUUAGACAGAGGGCUUCCCCUAUCUUCUCUUGCGAAGCUGUCAUCAGCCCUUGGAAACAUAGUGUAUAAGCUCACUAUAAUGAGGCAGGCGGCGUAUCGUCAGACCACCGAAAAAGAAGCGAUCGAAGCCCGCGACGAAAUGUGGAACGCCGCUGUUACAGAGAUAAAUAGGGCUUUUCCUAACAUGCUACAUGUAUCCAGCGAGCCAGCAAUGGGAAGGGGUCUUUCUCCAGAAAAGAUAAGUGUCAGUUUAAAUAACAACGGCAUUCUAUCCAAUCAAUCCGUGGGUCAUCAGAUUUCGCCAGUCAAAGAAAAGAAAUUUAAGGAGCCUCAGAGACUAACAUGGAAAAUAGGCGCAGCAAACGUUUCGUCUGCUGCAUUAGCGCCUAGCUACAGAUACCUCCAUGACACAGAAACAAGGAGUAGUAAUGAGAACAUCAAACCAGUUGACAAGGCCCAAUUCAUGCAACCUCGUGUAGCAAGGGAUGGAGUUCAAAGCGCUAGGUAUAUGCGUAGUCUCGCCCAAGCACGUACCCGCUUUGCGCCGUAUUCCCUCAAGGAUGUAUUACAAGUCUUUUCAUAUCUCGAUGUCGGUGUUGGUGCUAACGGAGAGAUUCGCUCUUUGAAUGCCGACAGGCUGACCAAAAUAUACCGGGCAGAUUCAGACAUAUAUGGAUGUGCAGAUAAUGAAGAAACGAGCAGCGGAGAGCAUUUUUGGCAGGGUGACGGCGGCGGUCAACACCCCAGUUUAGACUCACAACAGAUGAAAGAGAGCUUAGAAAAACGGAGGAGUACUUCGUUCCAGCACCUUCUUCCGAGGGAAUCAGUUGAGUCUCUUAAUGAACUACUACCACGGUAUGAAUUUCAGACUGACCAGAACAGUGCACCACCAGUUACUACUGCUAAACAAGUGAGUGGUCUUCGCGGCCAGAAGACCAAAGCGAAGCUAAGACAUCCUCUUCUUGAAGACGCUUCCCUGAUUCAGACUAUAUUAGCCGAUUAUGACAUACUUCCAGCACAGCACACGUUUGACUCCCAAACCACCAACACUGCAAUCCAGGUUAAGCGUAAAGAUUUAGUCCGUUUGCUGUUACGUAUGGUUGAUUCAGCAUCUCAGCCCGAUAACAUUAGAGCACUGGAGCCUCUUCUGCCGCAAGUUGUUAAGAAUGAUUCCAUCUUCAAAGAGCAGCUAUUUUCUUUCCUGCAUGAGAAACGAGGGCUUAUGGAGCAGCAUGCAAUACGCAUCCAGGAUUUAAUGCAAACACAGAAGCGCUUUGAAGAGGUUCAGGAGCAAGCAAUCAGCUUACAAACCAUGCAACGCUCUACAGAAGGGGUUGUUUAUGAUAGCAGGGUGUCUCUAAUGGGGUCUACUGGAAAGAGCAUAUGCGAGCAGCUCCGGGACACUGACCAACCGUUAGAGGUCAGUACGUUAGAUUUGAUCAACAUGAACGUCACAAGGUAUAGUGACAAGCCUUCAGUCCUCCUGCAUUCCGUUGUCCUUUCACCCAUGAAGUUUCACACCAUGAGAAGGCGUACCCUCGCAGCUAAGAAAACGAUUCAGGACAAUCAAUCACUGGAAAUUCCAGAAUUGAUUGUGCCAUCCAUCUUUAUUGGAACUUCUACAGAAAACUUGACUGAAAAGAAUCUUAUAAGGCGACAACCAAAUAAGGGAAACAGGUUACGUAGGAACAAUUUAACUGGUUCCCAAACAGUCACGGCACAUACAAGGCAAGACGGAGCUGACCUGAAUGCGCUACGUGUCAAUCUUGCGUUUCCAUCCAACCUGCACAGUUCUUUGAUACAAGGGCGUAACGCUAGUGGAAAGGAGUUACAAGAUAGGUAUAGCUACGCUUCAAAUUCCACAAUGAGCUUGUCAACUUCGGCAAGGGUGAAAUCGUUACAACCAAUUGACCCAUCUCUAACUUCAUCUUUUGGAUCAUCCAAAGCUCUAGCAACCUUACCUACUCAGCAACAUAAUGAUUUUCAUCUUCUGCCAGAGCUAGCAGACAGCAUCACUAGCUUAAAACCACAGACAACGCAAAAUCACGAUAACACCAAAAGAACUAUUGGGGAUCAUGUAGUACCAGCAAGGCCAGAUAUGGUGGCAAAGACACAGCUAUUGGAGCUCAACGAUUCUACCUGUCGGAUACAUCCAUUGUCUAAUAAGGAACCAAGUACGUUACGAAGUAGCCAACAGACUUCAAUGCCCCAGACUUCUAAAUCUAAAGAUGCUUCUUUAGUAGAUAGAAAAUCGAUUACUCCAUUUGAUAGCGCUCCUGAAGUCGGUCUUGCAGAUGCAGAAGAUGCCAAUACCUUAGAACUCAAAGAAAAUCAAAACCUGAUACGUUCUAGAAGUUCAUCUGCUGUGUCUUUUCCCAGUGAUAUCCUUACUUCUCAAUCCCAUGAUUCCCUUAACGGAUCUGUCAGCGAAAAGAGUAGAGGACACGGGACCUCUAUUCCGGCUGUCUCUGGCCUCGCCCAAGAUAGCAUCCACAGUGGCCUUCCCCCACGUCCAUCCUCUGGAGCUCUACGUCCAGCGGCAUCUAGCCCCCGCCCAGAGUGCUUUUCUUCUAUCCAGGAGCAUGUCAAAGGUCUGCACCAUCCAUCUGAGCUCAUCAAUCUCCGCUCUCGAGACAGAGACCUUCUUCUCUCUAUGUCACACCGAUCACCGUAUAAUUUGAGGCGUCCAGACAUCGUUUUAUCAGCCUUAGGGCUUAAAGUACCUAGCAAAGCAGACACUCCACUCCCGGCUACUGCUGGAAAAGCACGCACUUCCUCGCACAUUUCUCCCACAUCUAGCGUGUCAUCAGCGUCGUCAACUAGGCGGACCUCAAAAAGUAAUAGCUUCUCCUACUCUAGGUCAUCGUCUCCAGCUCGAUGGUCAGAUGACAGCGACACUUUUGUUGGAGCAGUCAUCACGCAGAUGCGCUCUCCCCGUGCCUCCUCUAAGAAGCCAUCUCACAGAAGUUAUCGCUAUGGUACCCUGACACCAACAGAAGGCUUUAGCACCCGUCCUGGGAGGUCUCGCUCCUGUUGUGACUUUCUUCGUCGGACGAGUGACGGCUAUAGCUGUGCAGUGCAGACGUGCUUCUUGGAUUUCCAGUCACAUGACCAUACUCAAACUGACCCUUCCCUUUCCGCGGAUGUGUUUUUCUCAGGUCCACAUAUCGAUCGUGUAACACCCGGCAAUAUUGAACUAUCUGACUUAGACCUAACUUCAGGACAACUGCGUUCGUUUAGCACACCUAUGCUACCAUUUUCCUCUAUAUGCAAUGGAUCUGUGACCAUCUCACACGUACCUUCACAAUCUCCAUCCACAAGUUUGCAUGAUACUAGGGAAUUAAUUAUGCAAUCAUGCCCUGUCCUCUCCAAUAAGAAGACCAAGCCGCAGGAACCGUUUGGUGUUCAACUGACCCAGAUAUAUCAAAGAUACAUUACUGCAAAGACAGACUCGUUUAAAAGAGAUGCAGCAGCCUUCAGAUCCCAGCAACUAAUUGUCCUGUCUGAAUACCUGACCUCACUGAGCACUUAUUUAUACCCAUUGACGCAGAAGAUUUUACACGCAGAAUACCACGGUAUACUGGCAUUCGGUACAUAUACGGAAGUAGAGAUGCAAGCAUCAGGGUUGAAAAAGCACAAAAGGUACUUCUAUUAUAAUAUGCCUCAGCUGACCUCGGAGGCCCAUAUAGAUACAUGCCUGAAUCCAGAGUUUAUCCUGAGACAACGGCUUGACAGCCUACGCUUUAUGGGCUUUUUGCACGGGGUCUUCUCAAAACUCUCCAAUUCCACGAAUGCACUAGAUGUUAUUAACAGGAGAUGCACACCGAUGCACGCUGCUAUUGCGGUAUCCAACCGUGCCUCUAUAACAACGACUGCAGACAUGGUGUAUCCAGAAGGAAGAAGACGCCUGAUUUUAUACACAGACCAUCCGCUUGUCGAUGUUUCCGUUGCAGAUUAUGAUCGUGAGAUAACGAACACCCAAAAUCUUUUGCGUAGUACAGAAAAUGUAUUACUAAUACCUCCAAGAUCUAAAUCCGCUCAGAGGUCGUGUAUUGAUCGCCAAUCCAUUCAUCAAAGACCUACUUCGCGCCACAAUGCUAGUCGUAGCCAAUCCAUGAGCUUUCAGGCCAGUCGUUCAUCAAGCCCGUCAUACCAUAGCGAUUUACACCAUUCGUUUACUAUUACGUCCGGGAAGUCGUUUGAUACAGCUCUACGUUCCACCCAGGAUCAACAUAGCAUUAUCAGUAAUAGGCACGUCAAGCCCAAACAGUCAGAAAGUAAAGCACGAAGGGCACGUUCGUUUGAAGAGCUGCGUAAGUUGGAGCGAUACUCGUCUCACUCUCUUACUAAGGACACACUGUAUGAUGACUGCAAUAUAUACUACAGUAUUAGCCACUGGAAGUAUAGCCUAAGCAAGAAUUGUUGUGUCCACAGACCUGUUCCCAGCAUGACCUUGUUCGGAAGGCGGUGGAAUGACUCUCACGGAGCGGUUAUUCCGUCUGCAGAGACGCGAAGCAUCGUGCACCGGAGAAUUAGAAGUAGACUCCAAUGUUCGAAGAUAUCAAAAUCGACAGAGAAUGUCUUACAGAACAACUAUGUAAGGUUCUAUCCAGACGUAAGCUAUUACACUCUUGGAGCAUAUAAUAUACGUCAGUACAGCCCUAUAACUUCUGCCGUUCCAACUACAUCCAAUCUCUUACAGCCAAGGAUGAAAAGUCUAAAGGACUUUCUAGAUACGUCUAUUUCCGACGAAGAACUUGUCUUCAGUGGCGUCUACAUGCACAAUCAUACAAGCACCGCAGAGAAUUGUUGUCUCGCAUUUGAAACAUCCCUUAUCCUAGCCUCAAAAGUAGUACGAAACAUUGAGUCUUGCUUCAACAAAAAGCUGAUCGUCGACGCGAUAGGAAGGGAUGUAUAUGUUUCUACUCCCCGGCCAGAAUAUCUGUUACCACAGAAGAAAAACCUUUCAACUUCAAUUUUGUUGCAUCAAUCAGCUUCUGGGGGCACUCAAACUAAAGACUUUCAGAUCUCGUCGGGAACCUUUGCUAUGCACACAGUUGCACCCAGAGGUGAAAUCUACAAUUCUAGGGAAGACAAACGUGCAAUGGAGCACGACAAGGGGGUAGAUUUCUCAGAGUCUUCCAUUCAUGAGCUCUCUUCAAAGCUAUAUGACAAGCAAAGGUACAUAGACCAUUUGCAUAGUCUAACGUUUUCUUCCGCACGACUUGCGAGUGCUAUAUUUCCUAGUGGACUUCGGUUCUUAUCUGUUGAUUGUCUCAGUGGACCAAUUGAGGCGUCCUUUCUCAAUACUCUUAAUGCCCAGUACUGGGGGCUAGCCAAGUCAUGGGAUCUGGCGUACUCCGAUGCAGCAAACGUCUUGACAUCAGCGACAUCUGCAUACGUGACGAUUGCAGAGAGGACUAAGAAUAUUAUGCUCUUUACGCUAAGUACUAAGGAAGAUACUAGCGACGAUCCAGAAAUCUUUCUGAAAGGCCUCUUAACUUGCAGAUAUGAUAGAUAUAAAUAUAACAGACUGCGAGCACAAGAAGAACAAUUAUAUGAAAUCUGUCCGGACACGCUUCCAGAUUUGAGCAGAGUUGGUCGUCGCAAACGGAAUAGAAUCAUGAAUAUGUACGAUAUCUUCGGCAGGCGCAUAGCACCAAGGAAAACAGGGGGGAGUAUAUCUGAGACGCAGAAACCCGUGAAUAAAGCUGCGCUCGCAGAUACAGAGGUCAGUCAUAUUUGUGAUCAGCGAAACGUACUAGAGAGUCGACCAGCCAUCACUUUGGCUUCCUAUUCAGAGAAGAGUACAUACAAAAGCUUGCUGGAGUCAAGUAUUGGAAAGGGUUGCCUUUCAGAAAACAGGGAGAUAGGAGAAGAUAUUGGCCUCAGUUCUAUGCGUCUGACUACUCAUGUAUUUACUGUGGAUAUUCAGCGGAUGCUAUCCCAGUCAUUUGGUAGAGAAAGACUCGUCAGCACACCAUCCAGAGGGGGCCAAAGCUGUGGUGCACGAGAGCUGACAAAAGAAAUAGUAAUAACCAGAGGCACUCACGCUUUAGCAGGUCACACCUCAAUCACUCCGACCACGGAAAAUUCUAGACCCGGCCAAAUCAAUCACAGAAGAGCGGCUUCAGCUCGUCCUGAGAACCAACUAUCUGGUAUAAAAACGUGGAUAAAUACAUUUGCUCGCUCACAAUCACUUUGUCACAGCAGACAGUUACCCACCUAUCUUAUGGAGAUCAUUAUUUUACAAGCAUCGGAGAGCUUUGCGUGCUCUCUUUCACAUAUUUUUAGGCACAGGGAGGCCGCUGUUUAUUUUAAGACAAUGGUAGAAAAGGAGUUUGUGCCGAUCAUAACUAAGCAAACAACGCCGCUAAGUGACCUUCCACCGUGUACAGCUACGUCUGGCUUUGCACAUGUAUUGUAUGGAUCUGAAAGUGUGUUAGACACAUAUUCCCUAGUUAAUAGAAAAGCGGAAUGCAACCCUAUCGGCAUAUACAGCGCAACACACUUGAGACAGUUUAUAAUGCUUCCUGUGGACUAUAUAGACUAUAGAUCUUUUCUUCUACACACCAAAACUCUAAAUAAGCAUGUUAUGGAUGUGUCUGCGGUGCUACAGAGUCAAAGAGCUGUAAAGAGUUUGGAAGUUAGAAAUGCACAGAUUUCGCAGCUGAUGGAGAACACUAGAGCAUACAGUAAUGACACGGCAUCAUGCUAUGACCUAUGGAACAGGCUCGUCUUUAACAUGCACCAUGUCCUGAACAUUCAAGCUGUUAGGCUUUAUUCCGAGCGAUUUGAAAAUUUGUUACAACAGCAUGACUACGAUUUGGAUCUUUUGAUUGAAAAGGCUCUAACGUUGAAUAGUGAGUACUACACCAAGCAUCCGGCUGUAUUUAGAGAGUAUCAAAUUAGAAGACAUCAAAAGGAAGUUGAGCAUAAGGCUGAAUUAGAGCGUAUACGCUAUCUCAUGAUGGAAGUCAUGCGGAACUGGCGUCUCCAUGGGCCCAUAUAUAAUAUAAGCGGCCUGUUGCUCAUUAGCUAUCGCAAGGGUGCAGCAUUCAAGGAGGCUCUCCAGCGAUACUUCCCUAUUGCUAAUGAAGAACCCUUUGAGAAAUACAGUCUAGAGCCGUCACUAAAUACAGCACCGUUUGGAACCGGCGAAAUGCCAAUUACGGCGAGAGAAAGAGCCAAAGAAAGCGAAGCAUCCGAGAAGAGUGAUAAAACACUAUUGCUGUCCUACCGCUCUACAAGGCCUACAACAGGAACAUCGCAUAGCUCUGGCUCACAAAGAUUUGCAUCUACCAUCGUGAGCGAAAGGGAGCUAGAUAUGCAGCAUCGCAUGAGGCACUUGUUUCUUAGUCGUCUUGUAAUGAUUGAGUUCUCUACACGACUAUUUGAAGCACAGCACAAGAAUAACAUGCUUACUAGCAUUCAGUACAUGGUCCUGGAUGAUCUCGAUUCCGUGUUCUCUCAGUUGCCGCUCAUCAUGAAAAGUUCAGACACUUUAUUUAAGCGAAUCUCAAUGGAAGCGUUGACCAGUGGAAAGUCGAAAGUUGGAGCGUAUGAUUAUAUGUAUGGAGUUAAUUCCGAUGAGAUGGAAGCAAAGGAGAUAAGGAAGACACGCGAAAACCUGGAGGCUCGAGAGAGUAACGCUGACUUGGCAGAUAGCAGGUCUAGCCUUGCUAAGAACGCUGCUGUAUCAAUGGCGAAGGAGCUGUCUCGACCACACACAGCGUUACCUGUUAGCGAUAUAAAACUAACAAUGGUGAAAGAUGGUACACCGAGCCCUCUGGCUUUCUCUCCCACCAAAACGGUAGCCCUCGCGCUUAAAAUGAACAAUUUGGACAUGCUGUCUCGAGACAUUAAGCAGCGACUGGACAGAUUACAGAGGGGAGACCUAGAUGAAUUUGACGGUAGCAUUGUGGAGUUUAUAUCCCAAUCCGAAUCAUUCUUUUCAAUGUGCGAGGUACCUGAUGUUCAGGAAAAGCUAGAUGAUCUGUCUGAGGAACAAUCUUCCAUUCAUGAGCCCUCUAGCACGCUCAAUAAGAAAGGUCGCCGAGUCACCAUUAGCGACGAUUCCCACGCUCCAAGUGCUGCCCAAAUAACAAGUUCCUCCUCUAGACCAAUGUCAGGAAGUCACCUCAAGCCACCUUCAGGAACGAAAGGUUCGCUAAAUAUCGUACAGCUGAACAUGUCAUUGAACGUUAAGCAAAAGGCUGCCCGGCUCACAAUAGACAGCUUGCGAUCACGAGGAAUGAAGACACCCCGCCAAGAUAAGGAUCUAGGUCGUAUUCUGCAGAAGCUUGUCACAACAGAAAAUAUUGCACCGAAGAAUGCAUCUUUGUCAUCAGAUGGCACAUCUUCACAUGACGACUCUCCUACUCUAAGGCCACUUCCUACUGGCCAUCAGGCUGCAGAGCAGAUAGACGCUAUUCAUAAAAGGAAAGAGCGAAAGCAGUCGUGCAUACCAGACAACACUCCCAUAUCAAGGGAUCUUUCAAACAUUUCCACCACAGAAAGGAGAACUGCAAGUCAGAGUUCUAGGCUCAGCUCCAUCAAAAGCGCCGGGGUGCGGCUUCCUCGACACGUGGAGAAGACCUUAGAGGCAGGCAUGGUGGCAGACAUGACACCUAAUUACUUUUCACUAAAUUCGUCACUCCAGACAAGUCUCAGUUCCAACGAUGACACAGAAGGCCUUAAUAAAUUAUUUGCAAGAUACACCGACACAAAUAACGCCAAGGAGGUGCCUGUUCAUAGAUGCCAAUCUUCCCUUGACAGGAAUCGUCUACCGAACACUAAGAAGAGCGUUAAAAAGCCAGGGUCUAUGAGCGUAGCUGAGUGCGAGUACCAGAAGUCUACUAAUAGAGACGGGGUUUCCAUGAUCCUUACUGGCGUCCCUGUUCAGAAACCCAUUUUGCCUGAAGUGCUUGCCGGUGCACAAAGACAAAUCAAACUCAUUUCCAGGGGUUCUGUCAAUAGCUCUGCAGAACAAUCUAUCUGUAGUGUGGAUCACACUCCAAAUACCCUUCUUCGCCCUUCCAGCUCAUUUGAAGCUGAUCAUAAAAAAGACGUCGGUAGUAAAAACCCUUGGAAAAGAGGAGCGAUGGCUACAUCAGGUACGACUUCUCAAUCCAGAUAUUUGUCACAGAGCCAUGUCAAGAAUCUCAUUAGCAACACCAAUAGUAUUGAGCAGAGCCUGAAUGAGAACCUCACGGAAAGCGAGCUAGCGCACAUAGAGGCUCUCGGACAGCGGAGAUUCAAACCCGAGGACGGAAGCACAUGGAUAACGAUUGGCGGGAUAGCUAGACCCGGAAGCGGAAUUGGGAUGCGGAGAUACACAGGCAGGAAGCGAUCUGGUGGUUGA
This is a messenger RNA of Giardia duodenalis, 14682 nucleotides long. RefSeq lists its product as uncharacterized. The coding region runs from base 1 to 14682 and encodes 4893 amino acids. NCBI's taxonomy places the organism in Eukaryota, Fornicata, Diplomonadida, Hexamitidae. The record is from RefSeq and is a predicted model, not a curated record. The transcript has a single exon.